AAUAUAUUCUUCACAGAGACUCUGACAACCUCAAACAGUUAUGAACAUACAACCUACUUCAAGUUCGGCCUCGCCUUCCACCUGGAGUGAGAUUUAUCAAGUUCCAGGCCAGACCUCUCGGGACAUCCUUCUGAGAGCAAGAGAACUAUACCUUAUUAAUGAUAUCCAACAAUUCCGCGACCUCCUCAACUCGGCAGAAUCAUCGUCGGAGAACUUCCAUAUAAAUGACUUUAGUAUUAUCAUGAAGCAGGCUGUAGAACAAGACAACAUGGAUUUCAUGCAGGCACUCAUGGAUCAUGGAUUUCCCACACAUUCAAUCUAUGCACAGAGCACAACUAGGUACAGAUCCAAGAAUACGCUCGCUUUCCUUAUUGAAAAAGGAUUGGAUAUCAACAAGCCAAUAUGCGAGACCCAACCCCCCAUCCUAGGAUACAUCCAUCAUGGUGCCGAUCCCAAUAAACAUACAUCCAUAGACAAUAUCCAGCCAGGCCAGCUGCUUCAUCAUGCUGUUCAACGCGAUGCUGACACUAUUGAAGUGUUGGAAAUAUUGAUUCAAAAGGGAGCGCCUUUGAACACUCCUGUGCACAAGGACCUCCCAACCUUCUCAGUUUUAUGUUUUAUAUCACUGGGAACACCUCUGCACCGGGCAUCUGAGCUCAGAAGAGUGGAUGUGGUACACUACCUCCUUAGCAAAGGAGCCGACCAGAAUGUGAGAGACAGUAGAGGACUUACAGCUAUUCAGCUGGCUGCUAGAUUGAAUCAGCAAGCAGUGGUUGAGGUGCUGCAGAGGCGUGAAAGCGGCGGAACCCCGUUUACCACCCCUAAUUGCACUCCUUGGAUCAAUUCCUUGCACAUCAUUAGAUAA
Molecule: messenger RNA, 865 nt
Organism: Aspergillus neoniger CBS 115656
Lineage: Eukaryota; Fungi; Ascomycota; Eurotiomycetes; Eurotiales; Aspergillaceae
Product: ankyrin repeat domain-containing protein
Exons: 4
Coding region: 41-865 (274 amino acids)
Molecular function (GO): protein binding
Source: RefSeq, a predicted model, not a curated record